AUCACACACUAUACACACACCCCAUUACACACACACUAUCACACACUGUACACACACCCCAUUACACACACAAAAUGACAUCACCGAGAGAUUCACCGAGAGAUCCACACAGUGUGCAUGCGGAGUGUGGAUGUUUAUCAGAUGGAGAACGCGGCGGAUCCUGAACCGGAGCCCAUCAGGCUGAAAUCUCUCAAAACCAGCAGGAGCUUCACUGUUCCACACACCGAGCGGUUGGGGAACUGCAGGAGUGUCAAAGAGUUUGAGAAGCUGAACCGCAUUGGAGAGGGAACAUACGGCAUUGUGUACCGAGCCCGUGACACACGCACACAUGAGAUCGUGGCCCUUAAGAAAGUGCGCAUGGAUAACGAGAAGGACGGGAUCCCUAUCAGCAGUCUGAGAGAGAUCACGCUGCUCCUCAGACUCAGACACCCGAACAUCGUGGAGCUGAAGGAGGUGGUGGUGGGGAGUCAGUUAGAGAGUCUGUUUCUGGUGAUGAGUUACUGUGAGCAGGACUUGGCCAGCCUCCUGGAGAACAUGCAGUCUCCCUUCUCAGAGGCACAGGUGAAGUGUAUCGUUCUGCAGCUGCUCAGGGGUUUGGUGUAUCUUCAUCACAACUUCAUCCUGCACAGGGAUCUGAAGGUGUCCAAUCUGCUGAUGACAGAUAAAGGCUGUGUGAAGAUCGCGGAUUUUGGCCUGGCACGUGUGUAUGGCGUCCCCCAGCAGCCCAUGACCCCUAAAGUGGUGACACUGUGGUACAGAGCACCUGAGCUCCUUCUGGGCAGCAAGACACAGACCACUGCACUGGACAUGUGGGCAGUGGGAUGUAUCCUGGCUGAACUCCUGGCCCAUAAGCCCUUGUUGCCGGGCAGCUCAGAGAUCCAACAGCUGGAUCUGAUUGUGCAGCUGUUGGGAACACCGAAUGAGAACAUCUGGCCGGGCUUCUCGAGGCUCCCCCUGGUGGGUCAGUACAGUUUGAGGAAACAGCCGUACAACAACCUGAAGAACAAAUUCACCUGGCUGUCAGAGGCUGGACUCCGCCUCCUCAACCUGCUCUUCAUGUACAACCCCCAACGCAGGGCCUCAGCCAAGGACUGUUUGGAGAGCUCGUACUUCAAAGAGAAACCACUGCCGUGCGAGCCGGAGCUCAUGCCCACCUUCCCUCACCAUCGGAACAAGCGGGCGGGGCCUGUAGCCGAGAGCCAAUCAAAACGGAGCAAAGCGGGCCACUCCGUCGCAUCCUGAUCCUCGACACCCAAUCAGAAACGAGCUGUAGCCUUGGAACCAAGAGCCAAUCAGAACAAAGCACCUCCUUCCUCUUAACAGCCAAUCAGACAGAAGUGAAGUGUGAUAACAGACUUUAGAGAUUAGAGCUUCCACAGCACAGGUAACACAUGACUGCUCAGGUGUGUGUGUGUGUGUGUGUGUGUGUGUGUGUGUCUGUGUGUGUGUGAGAGAGAGUUCCUGAGGAGGAGAUCACGAUCCUCUCGUGUGUGUUACUGAGCAUUAGUGCUAACUGUGUUUACAGAGACGAUUACCCAUGAUGCACCCUGUGGUUCUCACAUUCAGGGUCGGUCAGUAUUGUUGAGUGUGAGUGUGUGUGAGUGUGAGUGUGUGUGUGUGUGUGUGUUUGUGUGUGAGUUAAUAAUAAAUGUUCACAGCGUGUCUCACUGUGUACGAUGUUAUUACACUCGUGUAUUUAUUACGACGUCGCUCCACCCUGAAACCCCGAAACCCUGAAACCCGGAGUGAAGAGAAAGUUCCUGAACACUAAUCCCACCCGGCUGAAGGUUUCAGAAGGUCCAAAGCCUGUCAGAUGUCUCCUGACUGACUGUGAGCCUGGGCCAUCGACCUCCUGGCAGGUACAGCGCCCCCUAGGGGUAAAAACUGUCCCUGCUGGAGCAGGAGCAGAGCUGGAGCUGGAGCAGGAGCAGAGAUGGAGCUGGAGCUGGAGCUGGAGCAGGAGCUGGAGCAGGAGCAGAGCAGGAGCAGAGCUGGAGCAGGAGCAGAGCUGGAGCUGGAGCAGAGCUGGAGCAGAGCUGGAGCGUUUACCCCGUGAUUAGCGGAUUGUGUGUUUGAAUCCAGCUGAUUGUUUUGAAUCUCAGUAAAAUCUCAUUUAAGGAAAAAUAUUUCUGAUAAAGUUGAUACCUAAAUGAACCUUAAUCUCCAUCCACCCUCCACCCCUCCACCCCUCCACCCUCCACCCCCUCGCCACUAACAGCUCAUGUUGCUAAAAUAAUCCACACAAAUGAUAUUUUCUGUACAAAACGUUCAAGUCCACAGUUCCAUUAAAUGUGUUAAUAAAUAAUGAGAUAAUAA
Pangasianodon hypophthalmus (striped catfish) is the source of this 2316-nucleotide messenger RNA. RefSeq names its product cyclin-dependent kinase 10 (gene cdk10). Gene Ontology annotation, biological process: regulation of mitotic cell cycle; protein phosphorylation. NCBI's taxonomy places the organism in Eukaryota, Metazoa, Chordata, Actinopteri, Siluriformes, Pangasiidae. Gene Ontology annotation, cellular component: nucleus. The coding region runs from base 118 to 1242 and encodes 374 amino acids. The record is from RefSeq and is a predicted model, not a curated record. The transcript is spliced from 14 exons. Gene Ontology annotation, molecular function: ATP binding; cyclin-dependent protein serine/threonine kinase activity.